Molecule: messenger RNA, 387 nt
Organism: Dacryopinax primogenitus
Lineage: Eukaryota; Fungi; Basidiomycota; Dacrymycetes; Dacrymycetales; Dacrymycetaceae
Product: ribosomal protein S10
Exons: 1
Biological process (GO): translation
Cellular component (GO): small ribosomal subunit; mitochondrion; ribosome
Molecular function (GO): structural constituent of ribosome
Source: RefSeq, a predicted model, not a curated record
AUGCUCGAGCUACCCUCUAGGGGAUAUCUCGAGCCCCAACCACUAGCCAAGACGCACGGAAUCCCGGUCGCUAUCCUCCAUCUCCGGUCGUACCAUAUCCGCCUGCUUGAUCUCUUUAUCCACUUUGCACUGCAUAGCGCUGUCUCCCUCGGUAUCCCAACUUCGAAAGCACAGCCGUUGAAGACCCAGCGCCGGCUGUGGACGGUGAUCAAAGGCCCGUUCGUGCACAAGAAGACUCAGGAAAACUUUGUUCGCCUUACGCAUAAACGCGCGAUAAGGCUGUAUGAUGCCAAUCCCGGUGUGCUGGAGAUGUACUUUGCCUACCUGCGCGCGCAUGCGUUGGCUGGUGUCGGUGUGCGCGCUAUUCGAUGGGACCGCGCACCGCUU